GAUCCUGCGUCCGACUCAGUCAUUGACCAAAGAGCAAAAGCAUUGAAGAAAAGGCUUACUGGAAGAGAUUGGAGAAAAGCGAUAUUUUUCUAUCCAGAGGCUGAUAAGAAAACUGGCUCUACUCACCACAAUAUUACAGAAGAUGAACUCAUGACAACUUUAAAACAACUCGUGGGAGUUGAUGAACCAAUAAAAAAUGUGUGGGUUUACAAAGUUCCGCUCAAGAAAAAACAAUUGACAUUCGUCUUUUUGUUUCAUCAGUAUCUUGUAUUCGAAACAAAAAAAUGGUGGUGGUCCAUCGAAAAACACACCGAUGCCAUUACAAUUCAGCGUAGCACAGAAGCAUCGUUCGUAAAAGAUUUUUUUAGACGUAAACCACGUAUUACAGGUAGACACUGUUUGAAAAAAAGCACAGGCCGUGGGGCAAUUUACAAACUUAUCGAGUGGAUAAAAAACAAUGGCGAGCUUCAUAAACAAUACAAUGUGAUACACAGCAACUGCAAACACUUUGCAGAUGCAGUCUUCAACCAAGUAGCAACAAGUCACGAUGCACAACCGAGGCAUUCGUUUGUGAUAAGAAAAAGGAAGUCUUCACGUUCAUCAAUGUUGUUCACUUCUAAAAUCGGCAAUAAAACAAAUGAAGAUGUUCAAAGUAUUUCUGCUUUUGAAGGGGGAGAGGAGUGCACUGAACAGGAGACACAGACAAGUGUUCCAUCCGUCGGAAUAUAUCAGUACGAACCAAUUUCAAGACGUACAUCGUUUCCGCGUACAUUGUUUCCGAUGGAACAUACAAGGAACAUUGAUAACGUCAAAGAGUAUCUUCAAUCCGUAUCCGGUUGCACUGAACAGGAGACACAGACAAGUGUUCCAUCUGUCGGAAUAUAUCAGUACAAACCAAUUUCAAGACGUACAUCGUUUCCGCGUACAUUGUUUCCGAUGGAACAUACAAGGAACAUUGAUAACGUCAAAGAGUAUCUUCAAUCCGUAUCCGGUUGCACUGAACAGGAGACACAGACAAGUGUUCCAUCCGUCGGAAUAUAUCAGUACGAACCAAUUUCAAGACGUACAUCGUUUCCGCGUACAUUGUUUCCGAUGGAACAUACAAGGAACAUUGAUAACGUCAAAGAGUAUCUUCAAUCCGUAUCCGGUUGCACUGAACAGGAGACACAGACAAGUGCUCCAUCCGUCGGAAUAUUGCAGUACGAACCAAUUUCAAGACGUUUAUUAGACGACGAGGAGUAUCUUCGUCCGAAAGGAGCUGAUGUUGCCACGGCCUCUUACCACGAGCAUGAUAUGAAGAAUGGGUGUUAUUUAACGGAUCACGAGGAAAUAGUGCAGCAACCUAUCGUGAAAAGCGAGGUAAUCGGUGGAGACGAAAUGGACGACAUUAAUACGAGGAUCUUUCAGUAUCUAGAUGAUCUAUGGUAUCAAGAGUUUCUGGAGAUGCAAGAGAAGGAAGAGAAGCAAAAGGAUCAAGAGAAUCCAGAGGAUCAAGAGAAACAUGAGUAUCACGAGGAGCAAGAGUAUCAUGCUGAUCAAGAGAAUCAAGAGGAGCAAGAGGAUCAAGAGAAGUAAGAGGAGCAAGAGGAUCGAGUGGAGCUAGAGCAACAUUCAAUGAAAGUAAGCUGCUAAGAAUGUAGUUAAAUUAUUUUUUCUGCUUAAUACAACCGUAUUGUCCUUUUGUUAAGCCUUUCACAAUUAACUUUUAACACUGUUUCUUAUGUGUUCUUUAACAACAUAUCAAACAGUGCUUCAACGUUGAUUUUUUUUUGUUUCAUCACCUAAUAGAAA
Molecule: messenger RNA, 1791 nt
Organism: Dreissena polymorpha
Lineage: Eukaryota; Metazoa; Mollusca; Bivalvia; Myida; Dreissenidae
Exons: 9
Coding region: 151-1575 (474 amino acids)
Source: RefSeq, a predicted model, not a curated record